AUGAGCGAACCGAAGGCCGCAGGGUCGGCGGAGGCAGCCAAGGGGGCCGAGGAGGAGGCGGGACGUGGGGGAACCAGUUUCGAGUUCUCCUUCGUGCCUGGGCUACGCCGUCGGCUUCGGCAACGUGUGGCGGUUCCCUUACCUCUGCUACAAGAAGGGGGGCGGAAUCUGAGGUGUCGUAGACGGAUCAUUUUAGAAGCUCCCUGUCCGACUUUUUUGAGGAUCUCCUCAUUGCAUGUGAAAUUUCACAUGCAUAAUGUACACAUCUCUUAUUGGUCAUGUGUUGAUUUCCUGUCCUUAACUCAUAACUUGUUUUCUGUUAUAGUGCUGCAGAAAUUGCAGGAGGCUAUCGAAACGAAGAGGCGCGGAAUGUUGAUGAAAGGUGUCCACCUCCUACAAGAUAACGUCCUGUUCACAACUCUCACAUUGCCCAGAUGCAAGCAUGGUCAGAUGAGACACUGGUUUCUGAUGUCACUUCAUGGCUUCAAAUACGACUUGCGGACUUCUACACUGCAUGGAAUGAUGGGAGAAGUGUCACUCAUGGCGGGACCUUUGCAGAGAAAGACUAAAUUCUCUUUAUUGCAAUCUAUCAACCGACACUCAUUUCCUCAUCGACCAGUUCACUCUGCCACGCCAUUUAUUAACCAUUCCUUUCUCUCCCUUUUUCCAGCGGCCUUCCUCAUUCCCUACACAAUCAUGCUGCUGUUCUCCGGCCUCCCGAUCUUCUUCAUGGAGCUCGCCCUCGGCCAGUACGUCAGCCUGGGUCCCGCUCUGCUCUUCCCCAAACUGGCGCCUGUGUUCUCGGGCCUGGGCUGGGGGAUGGUCGUGAUCCCCCUCCUGACGGCGCUGUCCUUCAACGUGAUCAUCGCCUGGUCCUUCUUCUACAUCUUCGCCUCCUUCAGUGACGUCCUGCCCUGGAGCCGCUGCGACAAUGACUUCAAUUCCAUUAACUGCUUCACCGACGCAGAGGCCGAGGCGUGCAAGAAUUCCUCCCUCGUCUACUACAACCGGACCUGCCUCAGCGUCGGGGACUACUGCGGUCUGGCUGGCUUGGGGGAGUUCAACAAGACCCACUGCCACGACCCCGCCAACGGGUCGGCUUGGGUCAGACCCGUCGAGACAGUCCUCACGAGGAUUUCAGCCAGCGAGGAUUAUUUCAAGAACCGCAUGCUGGGCGUCACGGGGCGGUCCUGGGACGACAUGGGCGGCCUCAGAUGGGAGCUGGUGGGCUGCCUGGCGCUGGCGUGGGUGAUCGUGGGCGCGUGCCUGGCCAAGGGCAUCAAGUCGUCCGGGAAAGUCGUCUACUUCACCGCCCUCUUCCCCUACGUCAUCCUCGCCAUCCUCUUCGUCAGGGGCAUCACCCUCGACGGGGCGAUGAAAGGGAUCGAUUUCUACUUCCUGCAGCCGGACUUCUCUCGCCUGAAGGAGGUGGAGGUGUGGAGCGACGCCGCCAUUCAGAUCUUCUAUUCCCUUGGCGUCUCCUUCGGCUGCCUCAUCACGCUCUCCUCCUACAACAAGUUCAACAAUAACUGCAUGAGAGACGCCAUCAUCAUCGCCUUCUCCAACUGCUCGACCUCCGUCUUCUCCGGCUUCGUCAUCUUCAGCAUCCUGGGUUUCCUGGCGCAGGAGCUCGGCGUGGAGGUGAAGGAUGUGGCUUCCUCGGGCUCUGGUUUGGCCUUCAUCGUGUAUCCUGCGGCAGUGUCCCUGCUGCCCCUUCCGCAGCUGUGGUCUGUCCUCUUCUUCGUCAUGCUCAUCAACAUUGGCUUGGCGUCGCAGCUGACGAUGGUUGAGACCGUGACCACUACCCUGUUCGACUACAUGCCCUCCCUCAGGCACCGUAAGCCCCUCGUCGUCGCCUGCGUGUGCUUCGUGAUCUUCCUGCUGGGGCUUUCGAUGUGCCUCGAGGGCGGGAUACUCAUGUUCGAGCUCUUCUUCUGGUACUCCGCCGGGAUCUCCGUCAUUAUCCUGGCCAUCGCGCAGAUCGUCGGCUUUUGUCUGGGUUUCCGGAGAUUCCUGAGUAACAUCAAGGAAAUGGGCGUAUACAUCCCCGCCCCUCUGAAGGCCUACUGGCUGGCUACUUGGGUCUUCAUUACACCCGUUAUGCUCGUGGUGAUCUGCUUCUUCUACAUCUACUUCUUCGUGCCGGCGUACUGGGGCGACUACGUGUUCCCGGCCAACAUCCAGAUCCUGGGCUGGCUCCUCUCCGCCUCCUCCAUGGGCCUCAUCCCGCUAGGAGCCCUCGCCGCCAUCUGCAAGACCAAGUCCUUCAGGGAACUCUUCCAGACCUCGCCUGACCUGUGUCCUGCGCACGUCAGGUCACAGAGGGCGGCGCAGGAGGAGAGGCCUGCAGCUAGCUUCGAGUAUGACAACGCGGCGUUUGAAGAGACGCAGAAUAAACUGUAUCCUGAACUUACACCAACAGAGUGACACAAGAUGAACUAAAGAAGAUCACAGAAUCUCA
Penaeus monodon (black tiger shrimp) is the source of this 2461-nucleotide messenger RNA. Its product is annotated as sodium- and chloride-dependent betaine transporter-like. Gene Ontology annotation, cellular component: membrane. The record is from RefSeq and is a predicted model, not a curated record. The transcript is spliced from 14 exons. NCBI's taxonomy places the organism in Eukaryota, Metazoa, Arthropoda, Malacostraca, Decapoda, Penaeidae. The coding region runs from base 1 to 2427 and encodes 808 amino acids. Gene Ontology annotation, biological process: sodium ion transmembrane transport.